AUGGAUUACCUUGACUAUUUCAAUGACAGUAAGAGACCACCACCAAGACCAGAAAGAAGGUUGCUAAAAGACAGGAGCAACCCACUAAAUGAUUUUGAUGAUUUACAUUUUCUUGACCGUUUCCGUAUGUCAAAGGAAAAUGCAACAGAAAUAAUUGGUUUGCUGCAGCCCAAGCUUACAGGUGACUUAGUCAGAGGCACCCCUAUUUCUCCUUCCUUACAAAUAUUAAUUACCUUAAGGUUUUUGGCAUGUGGAACCUACCAUCGGGAAACUGGGGAUUUGUGUGGUGCCACCUGCAAGGUAGAUUUCUAUGAAUAUGGGAACUUCCCUGGAGUCAUUGGUUGUAUCGAUGGCUGCCACAUUCCCAUCAAGUGUCCCUCUACAUCAGAUGCUGAGGAAUUCAGAAAUUGUAAAAACUGGUUUUCAAUAAAUGUACAAGGAGUGUGCACUCCCACUAUGCAGUUCUCCAAUAUUGUUGCACGCUGGAAAGGUUCAACUCAUGACUCAAGGAUUUUCCACAACUCCUCUUUAUAUACUCAGUUUGAAGCAAGACAACACUCUGGAAUUCUACUUGGUGACAGUGGGUAUGCGCAGACAAACUUCUUGUUCACUCCUUAUCCCCAUCCAGUCAGACCAGAGCAACAGCGCUAUAACCAAGCUCACAUUCUCACCAGAGGGCUAAUAGAGCGCAUGUUUGGUGUAUGGAAGAAUCGUUUCCAGUGUCUCCGAAAUACACUGCGGUUUGAUCCUAGGAGGUGCUGCAUUGUUAUUAUUGCAACAGCAGUGCUUCAUAAUUUUCUUAAACGGUGCGGCUGCCCAGACCCUGAUAUUGAAGAUGAUGAUGACCAACAUGUCCCCAUCCCUGAGCUAGCCAAUGACAGAAAUGGACUUGCUUACAGAGAUGCUUUUGCUUUGCAGCACUUCUCAUAA
Messenger RNA from Polypterus senegalus (gray bichir), 930 nucleotides. RefSeq names its product putative nuclease HARBI1. Bases 1 to 930 code for a protein of 309 amino acids. Lineage: Eukaryota; Metazoa; Chordata; Cladistia; Polypteriformes; Polypteridae. The record is from RefSeq and is a predicted model, not a curated record. The transcript is spliced from 2 exons.